Messenger RNA from Epithele typhae, 1353 nucleotides. RefSeq names its product FAD/NAD(P)-binding domain-containing protein. The record is from RefSeq and is a predicted model, not a curated record. Gene Ontology annotation, biological process: secondary metabolite biosynthetic process. Bases 1 to 1353 code for a protein of 450 amino acids. NCBI's taxonomy places the organism in Eukaryota, Fungi, Basidiomycota, Agaricomycetes, Polyporales, Epitheliaceae. The transcript has 9 exons. Gene Ontology annotation, molecular function: FAD binding.
AUGUCUUCCUCCCAACCGCAGAAUCGUCUUCGCGUCGCAGUCAUUGGAGGCGGAAUGGCUGGACUCGUCCUCACUCUGUUCCUGCAGAAACACAGCCCCGACGUGCAGGUCGACAUAUACGAAUCCGCCCAAGCGUUGUCCGAAGUCGGCGCGGGCAUCGCCAUGUGGCCGCGCGUGUGGGAGAUCGUAGUGCAGCUCGGCUUCGAGGAGGAGCUGAACGAGAUCGCUUCGGGCAGCGCUGGGGAAAAACCCUCUUUUACCUACUACAAGGGCGACCAACCGGAAAUGCAGGUUGCGUUCCCGACGAAGUAUCUAGCGCGCACGUUCCAUCGCUCGCAACUCCAGACUCUGUUCGCGAAGCACAUCCAGAACGUAGACCAAGUGAUCCACUUUGGGAAGCGCCUCUCCGACUACGUCGCGCCCGCGUCGGGAACGGGGGAGAUCAUCCUGAACUUCCGCGACGGGACAAGUGCCACCUGCGAUGUCGUGCUCGGCAGUGAUGGGAUCCGCUCUGCGGUGCGCCACACGAUGUACGAGGACAUGGCCAAGGCGGCGUCGGACGAGAAAGCGGCCGCCGAGCUGCGCCAAGUCUCUGUGCCGAUCUGGUCCGGCAACAUCGUCUACCGCGGGUUGGUUCCGGUAGAGGGUCUUUCGGAAGACAUGAAGGCCGACGUAGUCACUUGGAACCGUGCUUUCCUCGGGAAGAAUCAACAUAUCGUCUGCUACCCAAUUGCCCAGAACAAGUUCAUCAAUCUUGCGAGUUUUGUUUUCACCCCCGAGGGAGAGGGCACCCAGUAUGACGGACCUUGGGUCUCCCACGUUUCUGCCGAAGCGGUGGUGGAGAAGUUCGGCGGAUGGGAUCCACUCAUCCAGACCCUCAUGAAGGGUAUGUGUGAUCCGCUCGCAUGGGCAGUAAACAGGUUGAAAAAGUUGCCCACUUUCUCUUCCGGCCGUGUCGCUCUUCUCGGAGAUGCGGCGCACGCCAUGACGCCCUUCCAAGCCUCCGGUCUUGGGCAAGCCAUCGAGGAUGGCUUCGUCCUCGCCUCGAUCCUCUCCCAAACGAACGUGACGGUGUCCAACGUCGCGUCCGCGCUCAAGAUCUAUGACAAGAUCCGGCGACCGUUUGCGCAGAACAUCCAGCGGCUCUCGGACGCGAACGGGCAAUGUCAGCACCUACGCCAGGGCGGGUGGGAGGACGUCACGGCCGAGGAGAGCUUGCGAGGCGGAUUCGCGCAGGAUCGUUUCGACGGUGUGUCCGAGCUUCUGGCCUCGCAUAUGAAGUGGGCGCAAGAGUCGAGCGUGAUGGACGACAGGGACGAGGCUUUGAGGAUGGCAAAGGAGCUGACGGCUUGA